Messenger RNA from Mugil cephalus (flathead mullet), 751 nucleotides. It is a transcript of the gene pdrg1, whose product is annotated as p53 and DNA-damage regulated 1. The transcript is spliced from 5 exons. Gene Ontology annotation, cellular component: prefoldin complex. NCBI's taxonomy places the organism in Eukaryota, Metazoa, Chordata, Actinopteri, Mugiliformes, Mugilidae. The record is from RefSeq and is a predicted model, not a curated record. Gene Ontology annotation, biological process: protein folding. The coding region runs from base 44 to 454 and encodes 136 amino acids.
UCAGUGUUUCACCCCGGACUGUUUUUGAAGCGACACAGCCGCUAUGGCCCAUGAAGUCGAUGGUGUUCCUCAGCGUGUUUUGGAGUAUUUGACAGAAGUGGAGGAGGCAGCAGAGGAUGUUCUCACCACCAAACAACAGAUUGUGGACCUGGAUGUAAAGAGAAACCGGAACCGGGAGGCGCUGAACGCACUGAAACAUGAGCUGUCAGAUUCAGAGAAAGUGAAGGUUUGUUUUGGGAACAUGUUCAUCAAGUUUCCCAAAUCCAAGACAAAAGAAAUGAUUGAGAAAGACCAGGAGCAGCUGGAAAACGAGAUAAAUGACCUUCGCAAAGGUCUGAAAGCAAAAGUAAAUCGUCUCAACGAGCUGCAAGGAAAACCCGAGCUGAGAGGCUACAGUCUCUCUCCACUGACCCCUGAUGAAGUCAAAGCUAUUAGCAACCUUUUGAAGAGGUGACAUGUGCUUAACUCUGGAGGAUGUGAUGUCACAGCGACAGUUGACGUCUUUAUAAUCAGAUAUUUUUACAGUUUCUAAAACAUUAUUUUGUUCAACCCCCUCCCAAAAAAUACUAAUAAUAUCUCAGUUUAAGUGAUUAUGUCCAACUACGUUAACAUCUUUGUUUGUAUAAACAGUAGUCAGCUUUUGUAACGCAUCCAUUAAACCGAGGGAAAUUAACGCUGUCACUUUAGGACAUUUCACUUUAUAUGGUUAGGUGAGACGGCUGAAUCCUCAAAUAAAAUGCUAUGCAGACGA